CUGAAGAGGAAAAGGGAGAGAGAAAAUGGCAAUAAUGAUUUCCAAAAUGAAAAUCACUUGUUAUUUUUUAAUGAUCCUGGAGAAGACAUAGUCAAAUCCGAGGUUUUUGAACAAGAGGAACUGAACAUCGCUGAACAUCAACCUGUUCGUCUACAGUAUGGCGACGCCCACGGUGGAGGAGCUGCGAGCACGCCCCAGCCGCUGUACCAGACGCCCCACGCCCAUCCCCACGCCCACCCUUACCCCCGUGGGGCCCCGGACUCCCCCUGGCCGGAUACCCCGCGUCCCAACGGGGUCUUGGACAACGUGCUCUACCAUCACCCGCGAUUCGUGCAUCUGGGUCACCACCUGGUUCCCCCUCCUCACUUUCCGGUCGACUCCCCCUUCUCUCCUCACCUUCCCCCACCUCCUGCGCCGCCGCCCCCUCUCCAACACCACCUCGACAUGGCUCGGGGGCGUGGUGGUGAGUGCGGCCGGUCCCUCGGAGCAGCUGGCGUUCGGGCAUCACCUUCAUCACCACAUGCCCCUCGACCAUGGCAUGGCAGGAGGAGCAGCAGCAGCAGCUUCGAGCAGUCACCACACUUUCCCGAAUAGCGUCCCCGGGGGUCACUAUAUCCCCGGUGGGACUGCGGUGGCGAGUUACCACAGGGCGAGUGGUGACCUGGCCGGGUACCACAGCCCGGGUCAGGAAGGAAUGGCGAAUCACCAGUUUCCUGCCCUAGACGUGAUUGGUUAUUUUCCUAAUGAGAUUGUCGAUGCCGCGUCCAAUCACCACAGGGUAUCCGGUAGUGUCCUGGGGAGUGAUUGGAGUUCGCGGGGUGUUGUGGUGACCAAUCCUCCGCGCCAUUCACCGGAGGAGAUCUUACCCAAUCAGCUGAGUCCACACCACGAAAGCUUAGCCAAUCACAAUUCACCGUAUGGAGGCUCAGCCAAUCAGCACAGCCCAUCCGAUGGAGUCUCGGCCAAUCAGUGUAGUUCAGCAUAUGAAACAGCCAAUCAGCACAGUUCUCCUGAUGAAGCGGCCAAUCAACACGAUUUACCUCAUGUAGAUUCAGCCAAUCAACACGAUCUAUUUAAAGAUACUCCAGCCAAUCACCACAGCUUAUCUGAUGAAGUUUCAGCCAAUCAGCACAUUUCAGCGUAUGGAACAGCCAAUCAACACAAUCCAACUGAUGAAACAGCCAAUCAGCACAUUCCACCCAGCGAAAUACCAGCCAAUCAGCGCGCUCCACCUAGUGACACCCCGACCAAUCAGCGCCCUCCAUCCCAAGACAUCCCAGCCAAUGACGGCGCUCCUCCAGACGGGCCAGCCAAUCAGGACGAAGCCCGCGAUGACGUCACGGGAACCCCCUCUCCACGGAACACAAAAUCGGCCAAAAUUGACCCCUUGACCGAAAUUGACCCCGUGAAGAGCGAAUUUGACCCCGCGAAGAGCGAAAUUGACCCCGCGAAGAGCGAAUUUGACCCCGAUCGAGGUCAAAGCGAGAAUGCGGCGGAAGAGAGCGAGAAAAGCCAAGAGAAACCUUUCGCGUUCAGCCAUUACCUGUACAAUUAUCUCAGAUCUGUGAAGAAUAUACCUUCCUGUGAGAGCCAGCAGAACGAGACCGAGAGCCUGGCUUGGAGUUCAGACGCCUACACGCCCCCAGAGAGCCCCUCGACCACGCCCAUUCCUUCGCCAGCUCCACAACGCCGCGGUCUCGCCCUCCCGGCCCCCACGCCCACGCCGCCGGGAGAGCCCCCUUGCACCUCGCUCCCUCAGCGCCCACGAGAGCCGACUGGCGUGGGCGGAGUUCGGGAGAGCAGUCAAGGAGGAUCGGAUUCUCCCUUCCGAUCUGGAUCUUUUGGACAUGGCCGACGCGCACUUGUUCGGACUCCACGAAGCCAGUGUUGUAAGUUUAGUGGCGGAAUAGGAGCUAAAAUAGAGUCUGUCAUCGAUCUCGACCUUUCGGACAUGGGCGACGGCACUUUAGUUGUAGUGGUUGUAGUUAUAAGUUUAGAGCCUGUGUUCGAUCUCGACUUGUUGGACAUGGCCGAUGUGCACAUGUUCGGACUUCACGAAGCCAGCGCACCGGAAAAGAUGGCUCCAAGCAAUCUUUUCCGGUGGCAAUUAGGGUGUCUGGGACGCGACAACAAAAGCUGUCACGUGAUCAGAGUUGUGAUGGUUGUAGUUGUAAGUUUAGAGGUUGUCUUUGAUCUCAACUUUUUUGACAUGACUGAUGCGUACUUGUUCGGACUCCACGAAGCCAGCGGCGACGGGCAGCUGAUCUACGUCAACCCCUUGGGCACUGAGACCUCCCCCACCGACCCCCCCACGGACCCCGGGCCCCCCUACCCUGGCACGGACGCCCUUCCCCUCAACCUGGACCUCCCCUGCCCUCGGGGUAUGGGCACCCGGGCACGAUCUUCCCCUCGGGCGUGGUCGGGCACCCGCCCCCCCCGCCGGCGAUGUCUCCGGGCACGCGGGUCGUACACGCCUUCAUGA
Penaeus vannamei (Pacific white shrimp) is the source of this 2482-nucleotide messenger RNA. The record is from RefSeq and is a predicted model, not a curated record. NCBI's taxonomy places the organism in Eukaryota, Metazoa, Arthropoda, Malacostraca, Decapoda, Penaeidae.